GGGUCGAAAUGGUGGGCUUUUUAUAUGGGUUUUGAGGAAGUUGAGGAUGUGGGUGUGGUUAGAAGUUCGGGAGAGAGUGAGGGUUGGGUGAGGAGUUGAUGGGGUUUUGGGUGCGCUUGGAAGUGUUGGGUUUGGAAUUGGAAAUUUGGAGAGAGCACUGGUUUUGGGUUCUUAGGGGUUUGCUCCAAUAUUGGUGUGAUUAUUGGUCUUCUCAUCUACUUAUAUGUGUGUGUAUUUAGCCCGGUUGUGUUUUUGUGUUUUGUUGAUUUUCUGUACUUGUUAUGUUGAUUUGGUUUCAGGGGAAAGUGAAACAAAUUGUUGGGUCCACCCUUUCGGAUUCAAAGGAGGAUGGGUCUGCUCUUGUUACCAACUUUGUGUUAGAUAAGUCAGCGGAGGAGUAUGCAAAGAUGUAUGAAGAAGAUGGCCUUACAGGUGGUCAUGCGAUCAUGCUUGGAGCUGACCUUUUGAGCAGAGCUGCAGCCAUUGAAGCUCUGCAUGCCUAUCCUGGUGGGUGUAUGGUUGCCUUCCUGUUCUUGUAGAUUCUAUUGCUGAGUUCCAUUUUUUGGGAAUACUAACGGAACAAGUGUAACUCAAUUGGUAUCAACGGAACAAAAGGCUAACGGAGAGAUCCAGUUAAGAGGCUAACGGAAGAAUACUAGUGGAACAAAUUGUUAAAAGGGUAAAAAUAAAUUAUUACACGUGUCUCAUUCUUAUUGGUGGGUACACCAGCCAGCUGGUGUACCAAGUACCUGUAAAAAUUUCUCGUGGUUUAGGGAGACAAUUGUCGAUACUCUUAAAACAAAGGAGUUUUUGCCAAUAGGUUUCCACCACAGUAGUGGUGGCUUCCACUCCCCUCCAAUGUAACCACACAAAAAAAGAAAAAAAGAAAAAGAAAAAAAAGGGGGUUUUUAACCGUAAUGAUCCCUAAAUUUCAUUUUUGUCCUUUAAUUUUCUAUUUUGUGCCAAUUUAGUCUUUCCAUCACACUUCAUCUAUUUAAUCAAUUUGAACAAAGUAUCUUCUAAAACAACCUACCCAACUCUCUACAUCCAGUUUUCCCAAAUUAAAACCCUAAUUCACAUAUCUAUUCCAUUUCCCUCAAUUUGAAACCUCAAUUCACCAAAAUCCCUAAAAUCUCCAAAUUCGAACCCUAAGCAUCAAAAGAAUCCCAAUUUAGCCCUAACUUUGCUUUGGAUUGCUCAAAAUGGACUAGAAAAAAGUCAGAUUUAUUUCCAAAAAAUUCAUCACGUGCAACUCACGAGAUUAACAUUGUCGAGAAAUAUGAUGAAAUGACUAAUUGACACGAAUGAGAGAGCUGAAGAACUAAAAUAACACGUUAAAUAAUAGAAUGACCAAAAUGAAACUCGAGUAUAAGUUCAUGACCCAAAAAAAUAAAUAAAUAAAAAAACUAAAAAUGAUUUGUGUUAAGUCGGGUCAAAAAUCAAAAUCUCUUUGUUCUGUUCGGCCCAUGAUACUCUCAGUCUUGAAUUCAACGGGGCAGCUUGUUCCCCACUGGGCCGCCUAGUUCCCAAACUUAAAACGAUUAAACAAUCGAACUUCCCAAACUACCCCUCACUCUUUUGUUUCCUCCCAAACGAACUCUUCCUUCUGCCUCAGCAGUUGAGCUUGAGCUAGAGAUUUUGCGAGGGUUUUGAGAAGCUGCAAGUCAAGAAGAAAAAGAUGGAGUUCGAGAAAAGAAAAGCGGCGACGCUUGCGUCACUGCGGUCAGAGGAGACAGACAAAUCACCGAAAGGUACGGUGGACGCCCCCAUCAUACCUCUCCUCAACACCCUCAACAGCCACCCAAAUUACUUCACCACCAGUUCCUGCUCCGGCCGUAUCUCUAUCCUCUCCCAACCCACACACUCAAAACUCAAGACGAAGAAGAAAGCCUUGGGUGGCACGUGGCUCUUCAUCACCCACGACCCGGCCGAUCCCGACUCAGUCCUCAACCGCCUCUUCCGUUCCGACUCAACUAGCAAAGACGAACAGGACAACCAAAACGACCUUGUUUUUAGAUUCGAGCCUCUUAUCAUAGCUGUUGAGUGCAAGGACUUGGCUUCGGCUCAGUCUUUGGUUUCAAAGGCAAUAGCUUGUGGGUUCAGAGAGUCUGGCAUUACGAAUUCGAGCAAACGCGUGAUUAUCGCGAUACGUUGUUCGAUACGGUUGGAAGUGCCGCUGGGGAGUAGUCACGAGAUUAUGGUAUCGUGCGAGUAUGUCAGGUUCCUUGUUGGGGUGGCAAACGAGAAAAUGGAGGCCAACAGGAAGCGGACUGAAGCAUUUUUCCUGGCUUUGCAGAGUGAGAGUGGGGGAUUUUUGGGUCCGACUCCUGCGAAUGGUGGGACUCUAGCAGAUGGGGAGGCUGAGUUGGAAGCGAGAGAUGACAAUGCCCAUUCUGAUUCUGGGUCCGUGGAAGUUCCUGGUUGUAGUCUGUCUGUGGUUGAGAUGGCAAUUUCUGGUGAACCCGAAGAGAAUCUUUUCCUUUGGGGUCAUUCUGCUUGUGCAUUAGAAGCCAAAAACCAAAAUGGUGUUCUUGUGUUUGGUGGCUUUGGAGGCAUAGGAAGGCAUGGAAGAAGAAAUCAUUCUUGGCUGGUUGAUCCUUUUUCUGGCACUGUGAAAGCAAUUAAUGUAGAGAGCAGCCCGUCCCCGCGAUUGGGUCACACAUCUUCUUUGGUUGGAGAUUGUGUGUUUGUUAUUGGAGGCAGGUCUGACCCUGAGAAAAUUUUGAAUGAUGUCUGGGUCCUCAAUACAUCAAAGAAGGAAUGGAAGUUCUUAGAAUGUUCUGGGGACGUAUUUCCUCCCAGGCAUCGGCAUGCUGCAGCAGUUGUAGGCUCAAAGAUAUAUGUGUUUGGUGGACUUAACAAUGAUACAAUCACUUCUUCCUUGCAUGUCCUCGAUACAGAUAAUCUGCAGUGGAAAGAGUUGUUUGUCAGUGGGGAACACCCAUGCGCCCGACAUUCUCACUCAAUGGUGGCAUGUGGAUCUCAACUAUAUAUAUUUGGAGGAUAUAAUGGUGAGCAAACACUUGGAGACUUGUACGUUUAUAAUAUUCAAACAUGUAAAUGGAAGAAGGAGAAGGCGGCUGGGAGAAGUCCACAUGCAAGGUUCUCCCACUCAAUGUUUGUAUACAGGAAUUAUCUUGGAGUUAUUGGUGGUUGUCCAGUUAGACAACAUUGUCAAGAGUUGGCAAUACUUGACUUGAAGCAAAGUGUGUGGAGGCAUGCGAAACUUGAAUCUACUAGUGAAGAUUUGUUUGUGCGCAGCACAGCUAAUAUUGUUGGUGAUGAUCUUGUUAUGAUUGGUGGUGGCGCAUCUUGUUAUGCAUUUGGAACAAAGUUUAGUAAGCCUGUGAAAAUCAACCUGCUUCCCCUGAUGAGUAUAGAUAAUAAUAUUAAACCAGUUGUCAGAGAAAGGGAUGCUCACCGUUAUGAAAUGGUUAAUAGUGAGAAAAGCGGACGAUUCCAAGAUCCACAGGCUGAAGAUGCGCAAAGCUUAACUGAAGCUCUUGAUCUGAAUUUUGAGAGUGACUUUCCUGGGGAAAAUGGCAUAGGUCAUCAGGUAGAGUCGUAUUGGAUUCUACAACUCGAAAGAAAAUAUGCAAAAGUAGGCAAGGACAUAUUGAAAAAGUUUGGAUGGUUAGAUCUUGGAAGGAAGGUUUACUCCAGGAAAGGUGGUUUACAUAUUUGUUUUCCAGUAAACGGAAAAUUUUCAGUCACGUGUUCAAAAGCCUUGGACAUUCUAAAGGAAUGUGGUGCUACUAAGCUGGCAGAUGAAGUCCUUGAAGUCAGGAGAGCUGCCAAAUCUCCCUUGAAAGUAAUGAAUGAAGCUGUGGGCUCUCUGAUAAAGGAUAAAGGACUACCUGAAGAACUCUUAGAGGAGCUGCCAGCAAGAUGGGAGCAACUUGGAGAUAUUGUUGUGCUUCCGGCAACAUCAUUCAAGAAUCCAUUAUGGGACUCAAUGCGGGAGGAGCUUUGGCCUGUUAUUGCCAAAUCAGUUAAUGCUCAUCGCCUUGCACGCCAAGGCCGAGUUGCAUCAAACGGUACAAGGGACAGUACUUUGGAGAUUCUUCUGGGAGAUAAUGGAUGGGUUGAUCAUCGCGAAAAUGGCAUUCUCUAUUCUUUUGAUGCUACUAAGUGUAUGUUCUCCUGGGGCAACCUUUCUGAGAAGCUUCGCGUGGCCUCUCUGAAUUGCAGAGAUGAGAUUGUUGUGGAUUUGUUUGCUGGAAUUGGUUAUUUUGUUCUGCCAUUUCUUGUCAGGGCCAACGCGAAACUAGUUUAUGCUUGUGAAUGGAAUCCCCAUGCUGUUGAGGCACUGCGGCGAAAUCUGCAAGCCAAUUCAGUGAGUGAUCGGUGUAUCAUUCUUGAAGGAGAUAACCGGACAGUGGCACCUAAAGGAGUGGCUGAUCGGGUCUGUCUCGGUCUCAUUCCAACAAGUGCGGGUAGCUGGGUCACUGCUGUUAGGGCAUUAAGGAGUGAGGGCGGGAUGCUACAUGUGCAUGGUAAUGUCAAGGACUCGGAGGAGAGUUUAUGGACUAAACAUGUAUCAGAAUCAGUAGGUGAAAUUGCUAAAUCUGAAGGUCAUUGUUGGGAAGUUUCAAUAGAACAUUUGGAGAGAGUGAAAUGGUAUGCCCCACAUAUCCGUCAUCUUGUUGCAGAUGUAAGAUGUAGACAGAGCCAGAGAUGGCCAAAUUAAAGCCUCAGUCUGUUGUAAAAAACUUGUAAGCAACAAAAUUAUUCAAGACCCACAUUUUCACGGGGUCCUGGGCCUCCUGGCAGCAUACUAGGGUUACUGGGUCCGAUUAAUUUUGGCCUGUUUGAUAAUACCUUAGUUUAUUUUUCAGUUCUGAUAAUCUUAUAUUUGAUUAUUAGAUUAAACUUCAUCCGAUGGUGCAUAUCCUGUCAUUUAUGUACUUGUUGUUUCUGAAUUUAGAUUGGUCUUUAAAAUUGGAAAGCCUGCAUAUUGUGUCAUCUAUCUUCUUCCCUACCCGGGUUGUAUUUCCCUCUUCUUUCUCUCUUCCAUCGUUUAACAAGUGACAUGAGAAGAGAGAUAGAAAGAAUUGGGCAAUACAAUGGAGUGUGGAAGUUUUUCUGGUAGAGGCAUGCAGGCAAACAUUUUGUACUUUGAAACAGUCGAAUUAAUUCAAGUCUAAAAAAUAAUUUUGGAA
Prunus persica (peach) is the source of this 5162-nucleotide messenger RNA. Its product is annotated as tRNA wybutosine-synthesizing protein 2/3/4. Gene Ontology annotation, biological process: tRNA methylation. Lineage: Eukaryota; Viridiplantae; Streptophyta; Magnoliopsida; Rosales; Rosaceae. The coding region runs from base 1679 to 4690 and encodes 1003 amino acids. Gene Ontology annotation, molecular function: protein binding; tRNA methyltransferase activity. The record is from RefSeq and is a predicted model, not a curated record. Gene Ontology annotation, cellular component: cytoplasm. The transcript has 10 exons.